Messenger RNA from Pungitius pungitius (ninespine stickleback), 6434 nucleotides. It is a transcript of the gene raver2, whose product is annotated as ribonucleoprotein, PTB-binding 2. NCBI's taxonomy places the organism in Eukaryota, Metazoa, Chordata, Actinopteri, Perciformes, Gasterosteidae. The record is from RefSeq and is a predicted model, not a curated record. Gene Ontology annotation, molecular function: mRNA binding. The coding region runs from base 26 to 2629 and encodes 867 amino acids. Gene Ontology annotation, cellular component: nucleus. The transcript is spliced from 16 exons.
CUCACUUUUCACUCAGCCACUCAAGAUGGCGGCAGCCCCAUCCAUCCAGCCGCCGGUCGUCCCCUCUUCUCUAGCCGGGGAGAGCGCACUUUCCCCGGGGAUGAACAGCCCGGAGAGCCGGCAGCCGGGGGACGAGGAGGCGGCGGCGCAGCAGCCCUCCGACCCGGAGAUGAGCUUCCGUGACCUGCCGGACCUGGAGCCGGACGAGAUCGAGAGGAGGCUCGCCAAAACUCGCCAGGAGCUGAGCAACAGGAGGAAAAUCCUCAUCAAGAACCUUCCGCCCGACACCACUAACCAGGAAGUCCAUGAGAUUCUGAAGGAAUAUGAACUGAAAUACUGCUUUGUGGACCGCAACAAAGGCACAGCUUUUGUGACAUUGCUGAACGGGGACCAGGCUCAGGAUGCCAUCCGCUCCCUCCACCAUAGCUCUGUCCGGGGACGCCUGAUCAACGUCACGCUGCAGCCCACCGACUCCCUGCUCUGCCUCACCAACCUGCCCCACACCUUCACCGCGCAGCAGUUUGAGGAGCUGGUGCGCGCCUACGGGAACAUCGAGCGCUCCUUCCUGGUGUACAGCGAGCUGACGGGCCACUCCAAAGGAUACGGGUUUGUUGAAUACAUGAAGAAGGAUUCUGCUUCACGGGCCCGUUCUGAGCUGCUGGGCCGACCGCUGGACGAUCGCUCGUUGAUGGUGCAGUGGAUGGACGUCAAUCAGCUGAGCCAAGAGGAGAACCUGCACUCCAAGUGUCUGUGCAUCAACCGGCUGCCGCUGGAUCUCUGCGACUCUGAAGAACUCACCCAGCUCUUCUCGGACACCUACAAACCUGUCUUCUGCCAGCUGGCUCAGGAUGAGGGCAGCCCGGUCCGAGGAUUCGGCGUGGUGGAGUAUGAGAGCGCGGAGCAGGCGGAGGCUUCGCUCAUCGAGAUGGACCGAACACUGGUGGGGGGACAGGAGAUCCGCCUGUCGCUCUGCACCCCCGGAACCUCAGGGAGAAGCACCCUGGCUGCACUCAUCGCCGCCCAGGGCAUGAUUCUGAGUAACAGGAAAGGUCUGCUACCAGAACCCAACUUGGCCCAGCUGCUGACCAGUAUGACCAACCCUGCUGCCCUGCAGAUCCUCAUGAGGCCGUACCACACUGGGAAAAGAGGAGGGAAGUACGGGCGUCACACCAGCCUGCCGUUCCUCAGACCUUCUCUCACCACCGCGCUGCUCACGCUGGGAAAAGUGCACCAGAAUGCUAUGCUGGGUAACGGACUAGUCCUCCAGAACCUCUUGCAUAUGCAGCUUGCACAGCAACAGCUUCUUCACAUCAAAGACAAACGCAUCAGCAGUGUCUCCAGUCUGCUCGGGGACCCGUCCAGGCUGCUGAUGCAGAAAGCUUUGUCUCUGCGGCAUCAAGGCCUGAUGCAGCUUGGCAAAGGCCUCCUGGGAGAUUCGCCUCCAGAGUUGGGACAUGAGGCGGUGCCGUCCUCUACCCACAAUGCCACAGUAGUGGUAUCUGCAGCAGGUGUGAUGCCGUACCUCCACGGUCGGGGUGGAGCCGGAGAACAGAGCAGCGCCCACCCCGUCGCCACAAACCAUCCCGCUUCCUCCUCCGCCUCCUGUGAGCGGCAGCCAGCUCCCCCGGGGACCAUAAUGAGCUCCCAUCCGCAGGGACAGAGCUACUCCCUGGGUAUAAGUCAUUCGGGCCUCGGGCCGCCUCCACCUAAACCCCCUGGAGGGAUUUAUACGUCACUGGGCCAUCCCAACAGCAGCGAUGGAUGCCCCCUGGCUAGCAUGGUGAGCGGUGGUCAGGGCUCCCUGUUGGGCGAGCCUCCUAAAGAAGUCCGACUGCCCUCCAAUCCUUAUCUGAACCUGGCCAGUGUGAUGCCGGGGAUGGUGCUGCAAGGGUCAGCAGGGGGUAAAGUCCAGGGAGGGCAUCCUGGCUCCGGGAUGUACGGCGGCUCGGUGGCUCCCGCCGUCUCCCAGGGCGCCGCCUCCUUUUCCCACAGCACGGCAGCUACAACCACAGCUCAAUACAGCACCGAUACCUCCGCUGACUACAGCCACUACAACCAGGCCUACUCGCAGGAGGCCAUGCAGCAGUGGUACCAGCACUACCAAGCACAGGCUCACACCUACGCCCCCGCUGCUCCACAAGAAGCCGCCGCCACAGACUACGCCAAGGAGCACACGCAGGCUCCUCCCGUGUCAACCUACGCGGAUUACAGUUCCUACAUGCAGGCGGUCGCUCAGUACUACUCCCAGCCUGCAACAGCAAGCCAAGCCUACGCCAGCAAGGAGGCGGAGGUGUGUAAGCCCCUGGGCGUCUCUCUGCACGCGGUGGGUAACGGCUCCGCCCCCCCGCCGGCCGUCCUGCCGGCUGCAGCCGUGCUCCCGGCCUACGGCGCCCUGCCUCUGAUGCCCGGCUUCCUCGGGGCGCCGCCCACGGCGAGCCCCGUCACGCACGCACACACUGCCGCCACGGACUGGAACGCCUACUACUACAACCAGACGAGGGGCCAUAAGAGGGAGUACCCCCAGCUUGCAGUGCAGGAAGUGACAUCAUCGGAUGGCGCCUACAUUGGGCAGCACUCCCAGGGCCUUGGAGGGCAGUACGCUGACUACUUUAAGAGGAAGAGGCUCUAGUAUGAACCAAAACACCUGAAAGCCUAAAGUUUAUGGAGGCACUGGGUGUCACAGCUCCCUCUAGUGGCCUUUCUAUGGCUGCCAUUUUGCUUCCCUAAAGUUUAGUAUUGAGUUUAGUAUAAUUUGGGGUUGCAUAUGGCUCAAAUGAAAGCAAGCCAUAGUGCUCUAUGAUCCCGGCACUUAUUUACACACACACACACACACACACACGCACACACACACACACACACACACAGUGUUGCUUUUGUCCCGUUCAAGCCUUAACUCUUUAACUUAAACUGUUGUUUCUCAGUCAAUUUGUCAACCGUAAUCAACUAAUAUUAUCUUUAUAAAUGUUUUCUAAUAUAAACUAAAUUAUACUGUAUGUGUAUGUAUAAGCUGCUUUUGUAUCUGCAGCCAGGGGACCUGGUCUUAUUGUCAGGUGUCUUACUCUCUCCUUUCCAACGCUUUGAUUGGUCAGUCAAACUGACAUCGGUUCGUGUCCCGCUUCAGUGUCAUUUUCUCCUUCCUGGCAUCCUCCGGGUUUCUUCUUUGGUGAGGUGUGUGUGUGUGUGUGUGUGUGUGUGUGUGUGUGUGUGUGUGUGUGUGUGUGUGUGUGUGUGUGUGUGUGUGUGUGUGUGUGUGUGUGUGUUUAUGCGUCUUUAUGAUGUUUUGUUUCUGUAGGAAGUGUCAGCCAUUUCAAUCCCAAGGUUUGGGAGCACAUCAGGUACGAAAAGGGCCUGAACCAAUCAAAGCUCUUAAACGUGGUGACUUUACAAUAGCUUCCCUCUGUGAAUGGACUCCUCUUUAUGAACGCAAGGCAGUAACUAAAAGGCUGGUGUAAAUACAGUGUGUAAUACAGAAUAUAUUAAGCCAUGCGUAACAGACAAUAUCACAUUGAACGGACCUUCUCUUGCUCUAAUAUGAGUGUAUUGUACUACGUGGAUGACACAAAAACCUUUUAUUGUCCGUUAUUCUGUACCGUUAUAUAUUUGUAAUAUAAUAAUAAUCUAAGGCAAUUCAUGAAUGUUGAAACAAAUUGUGUUGACUUAAAUGUAUUUGGGUGGUUUAGUUUUUAACUUUUAUGCCAAAUAUUAGGGCUAUAUCCAUAUUCUGUCCUCUCCUCUCUUCUACCCUGGCAACACAUGAGGGUAUUUAAAGUACCCUCAAAAAGAUGUGUUUAGGACAGAUUUACUUCCAUUUCUAUGUACAAUUAUAACACUUUAUGACUAAGUUUGUCCCAAAUCCAUACAACAAACUGACUCAAAGUAGAUUUUGAGUUUGCACUCAUUUACUGUAUGCAGUUGGUUUGUAGGAUCAGAUUUGGACACAAUCUUUUAUUUAUUAAUAGGAUCAUCAAACUUUGCAUUGUUUUUUUGCUCAUCUCUUGCUACUAUAAAAAGCCACUGUGUAAUGCUCCCGUUACUGAGUUACUGCACCUUGAUUUGUGUUUCUUGUGAAAACGGGGCAUCUUUAUGAUGUUUUGUUUAUUUUAUCAGAGCCAAGACUCUGGACUUAAUUACACUUUAUUUAAGAAAGGAAGGAGAGGAGUUUGUAUUUUCAUACAGUAUAGCAGCGUGGUUUUUCUAUGUGCACAAACCGGCAAUAACUAAGGUUCCUAAUACUGUAGUACAUAGAAUGUAAAAUGUGGAUUUAUUUACACAUUUGAAAUAUAUAUAUAUAUAAUCUUAUGUAACAACUCAUGCUUGGUGAAACCUUUUUUCCUGUUUGUGUCUUUGUAUUCUGCUCAUAUCGGUCCGAUUAUAUAUCACAGAGCAGUAUAUUUCUUGCAUCACCAUGGCAACCACCCUCACACACUGUGAAACCCAAUCGCAGGUGCGAUCAGAUAAUGCCAUGAACUGAUUUAGUCCAAAUGUGUGGCGUGAGUUUGUCGGUGGGAACAGGAAGUGCGUGAUGUUGACGUGUGCAGUAAGGAUGGAACAGUCAGUGCUAGUGUGCAGCACUAAUAUAAUGGCUAAAUGUAAAACUUGAGGGCAAUACAUCCCAAAACAUCCCCCUACUCAUUGUUCCUCUUUGAUUCCUUUGGCGUUUUCCCCCUUUUUUUCAUUUUCAUUGCCUUCUUUCUGUUUCUGAAGUCUUUUAAUGGGCGAUACGGACAAUUUUCUUUUGUAUCCAGACCAGUUUGUCUUCUACAAUCAUUUUUAAACUCUCUGAAUUCAGACAGUUGAUGUCCUUUCAUUCUAAUUAUCCUAGAACCUAAGUUUAUUUUAUACAAAUCACAAAAUAUAUUAAUCUUAUAUUUAGCUUUUUACUUUUAUCUUUACUGCUUUUCUUGCAAAUAUCAUGAACCUAAUACAUGUUCUUUUAGUUUUUAAUUUUCAUUUGUUCUUACUUCACUAACUGGUCUGAAUGUUUCCUGUAUUGAUUUUGACUGGGACUUAUAGUGGUUGUGUUCAAAAUGCUGCUAUUUUGGAGUUAUUUUUCUUUAGACCCUCAAUGUAUUAAAAUCAGAGCAACCUAUAUUUAAACAAUCUGUUUCCCUGACAUAUAUAUAUAUAUAUAUAUAUUUUACUCCAAAGUCCCUAUCUAUUCCAUUUUAAAUUUUUUUUUUUUUACAUUUCUUAUUAAUUGUUAACUGAAUUCCUUUAAAAAUGGACAUCAAAUUCCGGCAACCAGGUUGAGUAAAAUAGAUUAUUUGAAUUCAUAUAUUGGAUAAUGUCACCAAUGUAUCCUGAUCACGUUGCAUGCUAAUCAAUCAAAAGACAAAAUGUAUAAUCUAAGCACCAGAUGCAAAUAGUCAAUCACAUAUGAACUUAACCUCAGCAGUUCUUUUUUUAUUGAAAUACCCCCCUCCCCCGUAUCCAAGUUAACCACGGUCACAUUUCAUCAGACACAUUCCUGGAUUUGACCUCGGGACGUGUGAUGGACAAGUUUAGUUACUAAAAUGACUAAAAACUAUUUUUUAAUGAAAUUUCAGCCAGAACUGAUGUCAGUCAAAGAUGUGGUUUUUAUUUGCCUCCUCGUUGGGUUGAACUUGUUGUUGGUGGUUAUUUGCUCUCAUAUAGUGGACGUGUGGUUUUUUGUCGCUUCUCCAUUACUGCUCAUUUGUUGCCAUCGUAUUUCACAUAAAGGAGUUUAUUUCGGCUGGUGAUCUGUUUGUGUGUUUCAGUCGGUGCAGCACUUUAAGAAUCCGCUCUUGGCAGGAACUGGGUGUAAAGAGAAACGGCUCUCUUCCUGUAGGCACUUCUUUUUUUUAUUCUUGUCUUUUUGUCAUUCCCCUCUUUCGUCUGCUAUCUCAGUGAAGAGCACUGGUUCGGUCUGCCAGGCUGCUGCAUGUUACAAGUAAGUGUAGAGCGCGCACACACACACACGGGAACGUCUCCCGGUUGUUAAAUGUGUUGAUUCGCUGAUAAUCACCAGCCAGCUGCAGUUCAGGGUGUUUGCUUCUGUUUAAUCCAACCUCACUGAAGUACCUGUCUUUUUUUUUUUAACAUAUUAAUGGCUCUGGAUAUUUCUAGAUUAGUCGUGCUUCUUCUUUUCUUUGACCUGAAAUAUACUGUAGAUUUUGCAAACAUUUUAUACACAAUGAUAUUGCUAUUGUUUACUGUGAAUAAGGUAUUUCUAGGAACAUUUUAGCAUGCGUAUUUACAACUGUAAUAUAUAGACUUGCUUUCAUUAGUUAUUAUAUAAUGCAUUUUGUACUGACAGACAAUAUAUCAUGAAUAUUGAUUUAUUUUCUUUGUAUUUAUGGAUACUUUGACUCUCCAUAAUUCAUAGUUAUGUUUUUGAAAAACAUCUAUUUAUUUUCUCUUGUUUUGAGCAGAUGGAAUUGUCUUUUACAUUCCUAAAUAAAAAGUGGACUGCA